Molecule: messenger RNA, 2125 nt
Organism: Engraulis encrasicolus (European anchovy)
Lineage: Eukaryota; Metazoa; Chordata; Actinopteri; Clupeiformes; Engraulidae
Product: alpha-(1,3)-fucosyltransferase 7-like
Exons: 3
Coding region: 271-1407 (378 amino acids)
Cellular component (GO): membrane
Molecular function (GO): alpha-(1->3)-fucosyltransferase activity
Source: RefSeq, a predicted model, not a curated record
CCCCAGUCCUCGCUGCUAUAUGGGAAGUGUUGGCUUCCGCAGCAGAUGAAAGGCCACUAGGUAGAUGGAGGAUGCCUGCCCUGAGGGUUUCGUUUUGAGGAUGCUGGGUGCGCCUAAAACUUUGGUGCGGUGUGUGGCAAUGCUGCUUUGGUCCUAGCUACAGGAGCAAUACUUCUGUUUUCAUCCCUGCCGUUAGACAAAGCGGCUCUGCUGACAUUGUGAGUGACAGAGUUUCUUCGCAAACAACAAGGUCACAACCAGGAGGCCAAUAUGGCGGACCUCUGCCACAGAAGGAAAACGCUGCUCUUCGCCAUUUUCUUCCUCACACUUUUGGGAUAUGUGCUCGUCCAGUACGUUCGGCCGGCACUGUGGAUGUUCGAGACACCGAUGAGGAAAAUGCCCCAGGGGCUUCCCAUUCCCAAAUCUCUCGUCCCUGUUCAAUACAACAAUACAAGAAAUACAACUGUUUUAGUGUGGUACUGGGCCUUUGGACGUACUUGCGACUACUGCCGACAGCACUUGCAGCCUAACGUGUGCCUAGAAAGGUAUGGCAUCCCGAACUGCAUUUUGUCAGAUGAUAGGUCCUUGUUCCCUCAGGCAGAUUACAUCAUUUUCCACAAUCGAGAGCUAAUCGAAUACACCGAAAAGCUGCCAGAACAUUUGCCCCGCCCACCUAAUCAGGCGUGGGUGUGGUUCUCCAGGGAAACCCCACCCCAUAAUGGAGACACCAGAUUCUUGGCUGCUAAAUUCAACUACACAUUGUUCUACCGACGUGACUCUGACUUUUUCAUGCCGUUUGGCUGGCUUGUGCCACGCAAAGACACAACUGGGAUAACGAUUGAUGAUGUCGUUCCGAAAGAAAAGACCCAUUUGGCGUGCUGGGUUGUUAGCAAUUUCCAGCCCCAUCACGAGCGAACAAAGUUCUACUACAAACUGAAGGAGGUCAUGCCAGUGGAGGUGUGGGGAGGAGCAGUGAAGAGAGGCUUGAAUGGUGACGACCUGCGGCCCACAAUAUCUCGCUGCUACUUCUACCUGUCCUUUGAGAACUCCAUCUUCCCGGACUACAUAUCAGAGAAGGUGUGGAUAAAUGCCUUCGAAGGGGGAGCAAUACCGGUAGUUUUAGGUCCACCCAGGAAGAACUAUGAGGAAAUGUUGCCAAAAGAUUCUUUCAUUCACGUGAAUGACUUCAAGUCUGUGGGUGAGCUUGCAGAAUUCCUGAAGAACCUGUCCAAGGAUAAGGAACGCUACGCCUCGUAUUUUAGAUGGAAACUGAACUACACUACACACAGCUUCGCUGGCGUUGAAGACUGGCUAGUGGAACCGUUUUGUCGAGUCUGCAUACAACAGAACACCUUACAAAGGCCCAAGGUUUAUCAGGAUUUGCAUGGUUGGCAAUGGAGAAGAUAGAAAGAAAGUUUAUCAGGAUUUACAUGGUUGAUAAUGGAAUAGAAGGGAAUCUCUGAAAUAACCGAGACUUUCAGUUAAGGUUGUUCCAGACAGGGGAAGUCAGGGAAAUUGUUAAAUUAGUGAGCAAAUCCAGGGAUUAUCAGGGCCUAUUGGUGGGGGUGCAAUAGUUAAAAGUUUAGUUUACUUUAUUUAGUUUAGUUCAACAGGGACCAUGCACAACAGACGUUGUUUGUAGAAGUAAAAAAAUGGCUUGUGCCAGAUUAUAGCUAUAUAGCUAAUUUCCAUCUGCAGUCCCUGGACAGGUAAAACUAAUAUUAAAAUACAGUACAUAAACAAAUAACCAAAUAAGCACAUCCAUAGGCCAUGGGUCAGGAUUUGUCAGAUUGGGAGACUACAAUCACCCCUAAUGGUGGAUCUUGACGUUCUGCUCAUCAGUUCAGAGCAGGGUUGAACAAAUGUUCUUAGAGGUGGGAGUGCUGCAUUGUGAAUGAUUUUAUGGAUUAGCCGCAGAUCAGAAAAUUGUAUGAUGUUUUCAAGGCUGAGCAUAUUAUACUUGCUCAGUAUGGGAGAAUGGUGGUACUGAAAAGAUCUUCUAUCUAGGACCUUCAGGGCCUGCUUGUAUAGUGAAUCAAUGGAUUGUAAGACAGUCUUGUUGGCCUGGGACCAGCUUGAUAAACAAUAAUGCAGGUGGGACAUAAUCAUAACCUAAUGGCUGUGU